AUGAUGUUCCGAAGAAUUACACCCGUUGCUCGACGAGUGAUUGCUCGAGACGCUUCCAAGCACGCCCUCGGAAUCCGAGGCCGAGCUCUGCGACCCAUUGUCAACUCCAUCACCACCCGAAAGGUCCACUCCGUGUCCCAGCUCAACUCCGCCCGAGUGGCCCUCGCCGCUGUGCCCCACAACUUCCAUACUCAGCUGCUCAAGCGACGAUAUUCCGCCCUGUCUUCUGAAUGCCGAGAACUUACCUACCCCGACAUCAAGGCCCUGUCUGACAACAUUCUCAAGGGCGACAACGACAACGUGAUCCUCGUGGACGUGCGAGAGCCCGAUGAGUUCAAGGCCGGCCACAUCCCCGGAGCCAUCAACAUCCCCGUCAAGUCUACUCCUGGAGCUCUGUCUCUGUCUGCCGAGGAGUUUGAGGGAACCUUUGGUUUCCCCAAGCCCGACAUUAACGACGAGCUUGUCUUCUACUGCCAGGCUGGUAUCCGAUCCGCAAAGGCCGAGUCUCUCGCUGAGACCUGUGGCUACCAGCUGCGAGCCAACUACCCCGGCUCCUACAACGACUGGCUCGCCCACCAGAAGUAA
Messenger RNA from Yarrowia lipolytica CLIB122, 585 nucleotides. RefSeq lists its product as uncharacterized. The record is from RefSeq and is a predicted model, not a curated record. Gene Ontology annotation, molecular function: thiosulfate-cyanide sulfurtransferase activity. NCBI's taxonomy places the organism in Eukaryota, Fungi, Ascomycota, Dipodascomycetes, Dipodascales. Gene Ontology annotation, cellular component: mitochondrion.